Messenger RNA from Ornithodoros turicata, 1539 nucleotides. It is a transcript of the gene emc, whose product is annotated as DNA-binding protein inhibitor ID-2-like. Lineage: Eukaryota; Metazoa; Arthropoda; Arachnida; Ixodida; Argasidae. Gene Ontology annotation, cellular component: cytoplasm; nucleus. Gene Ontology annotation, molecular function: transcription regulator activity; protein dimerization activity. The coding region runs from base 238 to 660 and encodes 140 amino acids. The record is from RefSeq and is a predicted model, not a curated record. The transcript is spliced from 2 exons. Gene Ontology annotation, biological process: cell differentiation; circadian regulation of gene expression; negative regulation of transcription by RNA polymerase II.
CCUCUCUCUGCGACAGCUGCGGCACCACUGCUGCCCCCUACUGCUGGUUGCAGCACUCUCACGAUCCCCCAUUGGCUGGUCCAACCCGCGGGGUCCUCCCCCCGAAGCCUCAUUGGCGAACGCUGCCGAGCGCCGUAUAAAAGGAACCGAGCGGUCGAACGUUGCCACACACUCACUUGUGAGCUGCUGUUACCUCGCUUUUGGAUUACUCCUCUCGCUUCCUUUCGGAUUACAAACAUGAAGGCCGAUCAGCAGGUGCCACUGAGCCGGUGUAUGGCUAAGGUCUCCGACGGUCGAGUGUCGCGACCCCGCAAGGACCGCGAUCUCAACCAGGAAGAGAUGCAGUCGCUUCUGGCCAAGCUCAAGGAACUUGUGCCCAACAUGCCCCGCAACAAGAGGUUAUCCAAGCUGGAGAUUAUUCAGAAUGUCAUCGAUUACAUCCUCGACUUGCAACUGGCCCUCGAAGCGCACCCAGCGUCUCGUCCGUCCAACGGUACGAGUCCAGUCCGGCAGCCGCUCGGAGUUCUGUCCCCGUCUUCCAACACAGUCGCCAACACCUGUGGUGUUUUAGAGAUGAACGGCGUGGACAAGAUUCCAAGCCACUUAACGGACCUGAUCGCCGCUGUUGUGCAGCAGCCCUCACGGCCCGUGUCGUGCUAGAGACUUUGUGAAGCACAAGGGACAUUUCACCGUUUAUUUGCCUCCCUCUGUGGCGUACGGUGCGCGCAAGAAUGCCACGAACUCUUGCCAACUGGCUAGUCGUUCGCCCUACGAAAGUGAAGCCUGCGUAACAUCUGCUGCUUCUGCUCCCAGAGUAUAUAGGGUGAUCGUGGCUGAGCACGAAGGACAGUAUUAAGACAUCUCCCUGUGCUCGAGCUUGCCGCAUCCCAAGGCUUGCCCCCUUCCAAGUUUUGUCAUCGAUAGUGGGUCAACGUCUACGUGCAAUCUUGUGAGUCGAGGGUUCGAGUGACCCCGACGACGUCGUGUAGGAUCCUUGAAUAGAGGGAUCUCUUUAUUUAUGUAAAGUUGUACAAGUACAAACACUCCUUUUUUUUUUAAUCACGCGACAAGCUCCCAUUACGGAACGCCUGCAUUUCAACGCUAGUCUAGAUGAGAUCACAUACAUUGUACGCAAAAUAGCAGGGCAGUUCUAUGUCUUUCUGUUUUUUUUUUUUUUUUUUUAUCCACGCUUCACCUUCAUGUUUACCAGGUUCCUGUCACAUUACUUGGGUGGGGUGGGUCCAAGAAAAAAUUCCAUGACUUGAUUUCGUCUGUGAUGAUGUUUAAUGAAUCCAUAUUACAAACAACUAUGACUUUGUCACAAAAUGACUUGAGCCUUGCCCCCUUUUUUGUAUACUAUGUCUGGUAAACUACUUACUUUUUUAUGCAUAAUGCCCUCCCUGGCAGUAGGGCCCUGUAACUAUUAUUUGUACAGAGAUACUUAAUGGCUGAAUGUAUAGUUCUAUGAUUAUGUGAUAUAAUUUUCAACCGAGAAGAGAAAAAGAACACAAAAUAAAAUAUUGAUGUUCAAUUUCUAAA